CGAGAGGAUAUCAAUGCUGGUGAUACUGCUGAACUGCGUGACCCUCGGCAUGUACCAGCCCUGCGUUGAUGACCAGUGUGUCACCAACAGAUGUAAGAUUUUACAGGUAUUCGACGACAUAAUAUUUGCAUUUUUCACCUUGGAGAUGACGAUCAAAAUGGUCGCCAUGGGAAUAUACGGCCACGGCACCUAUCUCGCAGACUCUUGGAAUAGACUGGACUUUUUCAUUGUCAUGGCUGGGGCACUAGAAUAUGCUUUGAACGUGGAAAAUAUAAAUUUAUCGGCCAUAAGAACGAUCCGAGUACUCAGACCCUUGCGGGCUAUCAACAGGAUACCUAGCAUGCGUAUCCUCGUGAUGCUUCUCCUGGACACUUUACCUAUGUUAGGGAACGUCCUGCUGCUGUGUUUCUUUGUCUUCUUCAUAUUCGGCAUCGUUGGAGUUCAGCUUUGGGAAGGUAUACUGAGGCAGCGGUGUGAAUUGGUCCUACCACCAAACGUUUUACGGCCCAACAUCUCGUUUCACUACGAGUUUUCGAAAGAGCUGGACUACAUUUGCACGACGCCUGAAGACAGUGGAAUGCACUUGUGUGGAAACUUCCCACCAUAUCGCUACGGACCUCUGGUGUGCAAUGAGACCGCCAAGCCAUUUUCAUACAACCAUCCAACUAACAGUUCAUGCGUCAACUGGAAUCAGUAUUACACGAAUUGCACGCAACGGGGUUCCAAUCCAUUCCAAGGGACGAUAUCUUUCGAUAACAUCGGUCUUGCAUGGGUUGCAAUAUUCUUGGUAAUAUCUUUGGAAGGUUGGACAGACAUAAUGUAUUAUGUACAAGAUGCGCACAGUUUUUGGGACUGGGUCUACUUUGUUCUUCUCAUUGUGAUUGGAUCGUUCUUUAUGAUCAACCUUUGCCUAGUCGUCAUAGCGACUCAAUUCAGCGAAACAAAGAAACGCGAAAUGGAAAGAAUGCGGGUUGAAAGGGCUAGAUUUACGUCGACUUCGACACUCGCCUCGUCUACAAACAAUAGCGAACCAGCUACCUGUUACGCUGAAAUUGUCAAGUAUGUCGCACAUUUAUGGAGAAGAUUUAAAAGACGUAUGGCUAAGAAAAUCAGAGUUUACAAAUAUCAACGGGCGGAACUACAAUGGCGGACUAGCAGAGAAACUCUUCAACUACCCGCAAAUCGCCCAAAACAGCAUCACCCUUGUUGUCCCCGAGUUCAUCCGCAGGGCAACGGAAAAAGUUUGACAGAGGAAGUGGGGGACGAACCCCUCACUAGGCCGAGCCUAAUGCGCGUGCCAUCGCUUUCGGCUGCUGAUCUCGAGAACGCAUCAAACCUGUCGCUCUUAUCACCGCCAUCUCUCACCCGGAGACGAUCUUCAGUCAUGUUCAGCGAUACUGUUCUUCUACAUGUACCGAAUGCACAGCACUUAGCACAUCCUCACAACGUGUGCUCUUCUGAGAAGAUGACACAAACCGAUUCAUUGUGUCAACGUGACUGGCUUAAGUGCCAAAGUGAGUUCGACCUGCCUACAGGGGAGACCGCCGAGGAAAGAGCGGCAGCCGGUGGAACCAUGUCAUGUCAAGAACUCCUGGCUUUAUCUGGAGCCUUGUCAGCCGCUUUACCAACUGGCCAAGUUGCUUUGGACUCUUUUUUCGAGGAACUAACUAAGGGAAUAAGUAAAAGAGCGGGCGAUGAAAAAAUGGAUACCAAGAUUAUUGAAAUAGAUGACUUUUCCUGUUGUGCUGAGUUAAUAGCAGCAGAAGCAGCGGCGGCUGAAAAGAAAAAAAGUCGAUUUUCAAGUGCUUGCAUAUUCUUUUGGAGGGAGACAUCCAAACUAUUUUCACUAAUGCGGAAGCACAUAAAAAUCAUUGUUAAUCAUAAGUACUUUCAACAAGGUAUUUUACUCGCAAUAUUGAUAAACACUUUAUCAAUGGGCAUUGAAUAUCAUAAUCAACCUGAAGAAUUAACAGUGAUUGUUGAGAUAAGCAAUGUUGUGUUUUCUGCUAUAUUUGCUGUGGAAAUGAUUCUUAAAAUAAUUUCUGAAGGACCUUUUAAAUAUAUUUCCAAUGGAUUCAACGUGUUUGACGGCGUGAUAGUGAUUUUAAGUGCAUUUGAAUUAACACAAAGUAUGGGUAAUGAACACGAUCUAGCUGGAAGUUCAGGUUUAUCGGUUCUGCGGACGUUUCGACUCCUGCGCAUUUUGAAACUUGUGCGCUUCAUGCCUAAUUUGAGACGACAACUCUUUGUUAUGUUGAGAACUAUGGACAACGUUGCAGUAUUUUUUUCUCUUCUUGUACUUUUCAUUUUCAUAUUCAGCAUCCUCGGUAUGAACAUCUUCGGGUGCAAAUUCUGCAAGAACGAUGAAGAGGGCGAUCUAGAGUGCGACAGAAAAAACUUUGAUACGCUCUUGUGGGCCUUUGUCACGGUGUUUCAGUUCGUCGAAGAUAACGGAACUGAGCGGGACUGCACCUGCCCGGAAAUCGUUUCUCACCAUCCCAAGUGUGAAUGUGACAGGAAACAUUUUAAUAAUAUUCUCUGGGCCACGGUUACUGUCUUUCAGGUUUUAACUCAGGAAGACUGGAAUGUUGUACUUUUUAAUGGUAUGGAGAAAACUAGCCAUUGGGCUGCCUUAUAUUUUGUCGCAUUGAUGACUUUCGGCAACUAUGUAUUAUUCAACUUACUUGUGGCUAUUUUAGUUGAAGGAUUCAGUUCAGAGAGAAAUGAAAGAAGGGAGCGAGAGCAACGCGAAUUAGCCAAAUCAAAACUGUCGAGUGAAUGUUUUUCUGACAAUAACGAAAUGCAAUACGAUGAUUCUAAUUCGGGAUCACACUCCAGCGACAGUAUUUCACAGAACGAAAUCAAAAACUUCUGGAAAUCAGCGGAUGAUGUUAGAAAAGCUAAAGAUGAUGUCAACGGUCAAAAAGAUAAAGUUUCACGGUCACGUCGUAAGACAAAGAACUCUUCUCACCAUCCUUCACUCUGCAAAGACUGUGCACAAUCAAAUAAGUGCAAUAUACAGAAAGAAUCAAAAAUGCUUGCUGCGGGAACAUCGGAUAAUAAUAGUACCAUUGUACCGAUGAUAACACACACAGCAGCUACACCGCAAGACUCACCAUCGACAACUUUAGAACCUGGUGCAACAUUCAGGGACUUUAAUGUAGCAUUAACUUUAGAAAGAGCUACAAUGCUUUCAAGCUUAGAUUCUAUCGACCGAACAUCUUGUCCCAAUAUACCAGGGUUACUUAAACCGCCAAACAGCUACACACUAACACUUCAUUCUGCAGCUGCUCAAUUAGGUGCUGAAAAAGCACGACUUCCUCCAUUGACCCUCGCUCCCCCACCCCUGACCUUGGCUCCACCUCCAUCUAGGUCUACAACCCCUGGGUCUACUACACCAACAACUCCUAGGUCACUACCGUCACCAAUGUUUCCAGAAAAAAAUCUUCAGGUGACGAUUGCUAAAGAUGAGAACUGUCUUAAUGUCAGCGACAAGUCUAGUUUGCUCAGUUCGCUAAAAAGUAUAACAAUUACUACACCGAUUAUAAGUGGAGAAGAUAAAUGCAAAGUUCAACGUGGUUAUAGUUGGAAACCCAGCUUAGUACGUAAAAAGCAACGAACCGGCUCCGACUCUGAUGCGGUAGUGCUGAACAAUGGACGGGAUCACAUUGCGUGCAAUGGUUCUAGCUUCAGAAAAAAUGAAUUACUUCUGUCAUCAUCGAUGGUGAUAAAAAACGAUACACAAUCCGAAUUACCAAAUAAUAGAUCAAAAGUAGAGAAACGAAGAGUUUCUGCUCACACUGCUCCUGUACUGCCAGACGUGUCAUGGAAAGCUCCAGAAGCUGGAUUUUCUUCGGACUCCACAGUCAGGCUAGAUACGGUUAAAGCUCCUUCUCACAGACUUUCCCUCACUAACGAGUACAUAACAGUGACAUCAAUAUCAGAAGUUAAAACUAGUAAUUUGACUCCUGUAACUCCACAAGUUGCACAGGUACCACCACGAUUAUCCAGACAGGAAUCCUUGAAGCCUAACAACCAAGGCUUGCCGUUGAUGAAACAAAUCAAUGAGGAGGUGGCAAUAAACAACAAUGUCUGUAUAUUCUCAUCGAGAUUCGAUAGGAGGCGGUUUAGGUUUAAAGACCUUUUUCGAUUUAUGGAGCCGACGGGGUGCCUUAAGGAAAAAGAAGAUUAUUCUCUUUACAUAUUUGCACCAGAUAACAAGAUAAGAAGAUUAUGCACAUGGAUGGUAACCAGGAGCUGGUUUGACAACAUAGUUUUAUUGUUCAUAGCUUUAAAUUGUAUAACUUUGGCCAUGGAGCGGCCAAACAUUCCGCCUGACUCAAAAGAAAGAUCUUUUUUGUCUAGCGCAAAUUACGUUUUCACUGUGGUAUUUGCUGUGGAAAUGUUUAUAAAGGUUGUAGCAUCUGGAAUGUUUUACGGUGCUGAUGCCUACUUUACUUCAGGAUGGAACAUAAUGGAUGGAUCACUCGUCAUUAUAUCAAUUAUUGAUCUACUUAUGUCAUUAGUUUCUGAGUCUAGCCCUCGGAUAUUUGGUAUUUUAAGGGUAUUUAGAUUGCUACGAUCUCUGAGACCUCUGAGAGUAAUAAAUCGAGCUCCAGGGUUAAAGUUAGUAGUACAAACGUUGUUAUCAUCAUUGAGACCUAUUGGAAAUAUUGUCCUAAUAUGUUGUACAUUUUUUAUAAUUUUUGGUAUUUUGGGAGUGCAGUUAUUCAAGGGGGCAUUCUUCUACUGUGAAGGUGCAAAUAUUAAGAGUGUCAAAAACAAAUCUGAUUGCCUAGCCAUAGAUGGUAAUGUUUGGGUUAAUAGAAAGUACAAUUUUGAUGACUUGGGCAAAGCCCUGAUGUCACUGUUUGUAUUAAGCUCUAGAGACGGCUGGGUAAAUAUUAUGUAUACGGGACUGGAUGCGGUUGGAGUUGAUCAACAGCCAAUCAUCAACUAUUCAGAAUGGCGUCUACUUUAUUUUAUUGCAUUCAUCCUUUUGGUGGGAUUCUUCGUGCUGAACAUGUUUGUCGGUGUGGUGGUAGAAAACUUCCAUCGUUGUCGAGAAGAACAAGAGAAAGAAGAAAGAGUUCGACGAGCUGCUAAAAGAGCACUUCAGAUGGAAAAGAAAAGACGAAAAAUGCAUCAAAGACCUUACUACGCCGAUUAUUCUCAAACGCGUCUUUUUGUACAUAACGUGGUAACGUCUAAAUACUUUGAUUUAGCUAUAGCAGGGGUAAUUGGACUAAAUGUUGUAACUAUGGCAAUUGAGUAUUACAGAAUGCCUCCAGCAUUGCAGUACGCCUUGAAAAUUUUCAAUUAUUUUUUCACCGCCGUCUUUAUACUUGAAGCAGUUAUGAAACUUGUAGCGCUAGGAUUUAAAAUCUACCUAAAAGACAAAUGGAAUCAACUUGAUGUAAUAAUUGUUAUACUAUCAAUAGUAGGAAUAGUACUAGAAGAACUGGAGACUAAUAUAAUCCCAAUAAAUCCUACUAUAAUGCGGGUGAUGAGAGUUCUAAGAAUUGCAAGAGUACUGAAGUUGUUGAAGAUGGCGAAAGGCAUAAGAGCAUUGUUGGAUACUGUAAUGCAAGCUCUACCGCAAGUGGGAAACUUGGGUCUGCUGUUUUUUCUAUUGUUCUUUAUUUUUGCUGCUCUAGGUGUCGAAUUGUUUGGACGACUAGAAUGCUCUGAUGAAAUUCCAUGUCAAGGUCUUGGUGAGCACGCUCAUUUUGCUAACUUUGGAAUGGCAUUCCUGACAUUAUUCCGAGUUGCAACUGGCGAUAAUUGGAAUGGCAUAAUGAAAGACACAUUGAGGGAAGACUGUGAUAGCUCUGUAGAUUGCGUGAGAAACUGUUGCGUGUCCACAAUCAUUGCACCAAUAUUUUUUGUUGUAUUCGUACUUAUGGCGCAAUUUGUACUAGUCAACGUUGUAGUUGCAGUCUUGAUGAAACAUCUAGAGGAAUCACAUAAACAAAUGGAAGAUGAAAUGGACAUGGACGUUGAAUUAGAACGUGAGUUAGAACGAGAAGCAGACGACGAAGAAGACCGAGCUCUCUGUCGGGCGUUAGAGGAAUGUGUUUCCCCUCCACGCUCUUUGAACAAGGUACCGUCGCUGCCAGCAAAUUUCACUUAUAGUGAGCCGAAGCACCAGCAGUUUUCACCCGCACGCAGACGACGCACAUUACACUCACAUCACGCUUUGUUACCGGCUGCUUUACCACAAAGGAGAGCUUCCUUAUCCCCUCAUGCAUUUGGACGCCGUCGACAGGAUUCAUCAACAUCGGAAGUUCCUGCAGCUUUGUACGAAGAGGAUGCCCGCUUCAUCGAUGCAGAUGACGUUGAUGAAUUAGAACCCGGAAGUCCUCCACGGCGAGACUCCUUCGCUCAAAAUAGAAGACAACGGGUGGAUAAAAGAAACUCUCUACGCGGAGAGGAAGCCAGGUUAUUACGACCUGCACCAGUCUUACUUACAGUUCCUUCAAAUAGGCAGAGCUUUAGACGUAGUGGAACUAAAAGGAGAUCAUCAACAGAGUCAGCUGCAACAAGUGACGCAUCAUUUCGGUCCCAGUUGACACCAGAAAUAAGUGAUCAACCAAUAACCGAAGAAGAAAAAAUAAGAAUAGUAAUCGCAGAAAGGCGAAAAAUUGAUACGACAAGGCCGGAGUCCGAGGACGUGGAAUUAUCAGAGCGCGGCUCCUAGUCCAGGCAGGGCCGGCCGCAGCAACACCAUGAAGUCUACAUCUAAAUUUCCUAAACAAGGAAUGUAGAUGUGCCCCUUUCCAUGCAAUUCCCUAUCUCUUCCAAGGUGUGUUUAUGGGAAAGCUCAAAGAUUGGACUCGGUUCUUAAACAGUGACACAGUGAACAUUUACUUUGAAUUAACUUUUGUGAUAUGUGUCUUUGGAGUGUUUAAACUUUAAUUACUCAUUUCAAACCGAUUGAAUGACUGUGUUUGGUGUAACGUUUGAGAUUAUUAUUCCUUUUGCCACAUGUAAAAACCCUUUAUUUUCCCUUCGCGGCCGGUUCAGCUAACUUUACAAAGAGACUUCAAUAAAUUUAAGAUUUUUUUUUUUUUUAAAUUAGUUAGGUAGUUGUUAGAACUAGUCAAUUUGUGGUGGUGGGAUGUUUUCUACGAGUGCUAAAGUUUACUUCAUGACUUAUUUAAGUAAUUUAUUCGGUGCUUGCUGUUAAUAUUUGAUCUGUUAUUUAUAAAAUUAUGUUAAGUGUACUUGCGAACCUCAACGAAGAUUCAAUUUGUGUGUGUGAUAAUAAAUGUAAUUUCUGUUGAUGUAAGUAUUUACUCUAUUGUUAGGUUUAGUUUAGUUUAUGUUCUUAGGAGGGGUUUCGAAUCAUUGAAAUUAGUGUUUUAUAAAUCAACGAUUUUAAAAGCCUACCUUUCUAUUGUGAAAUUGUUUUAGCAUGAAUGUUUAGUUUUUAUCAUACCCACUUCUAGUAAAUGACUGUUUAGACUCGUAGUGAACUGUUUCUAGUUAGAACUAUGUCAAUCUAUUAGUAUUAAAAACAGAACCAAAAGUUCGCGAAUUGAGUGUUACUCUCUUUUAAGACGAAAAAUAUUUUCUGAAUAUAAAUGAAUCCUAUUUUCAUACCAAAUCAUGUACUUAUUUAGACGUUUACUGGCAAUACGCACAUGUAUUAGAAAGUAGAAUAUGUUCGACUGAACAUUACAAAAUGGAAAAAAACUACUCCGAUAUAAAAAACAAUGUGAACGAUAGUGAUCUGAAUAACCUAAGAUUCGAAUAAUAUUAGUGUUGCUAUAUAGUAAUAUCUAAUUUUUACUACUAGCGGUGCCAAAUUUACAUUGUAAAUUGAAAUUAUUUAAUCUAUUAUUUAGAUGUAAAUACAUUUCUUAUUUCCGAACUCAUUACCAAAGUUAAACGUAUGUAGCAAAUUAUUCGAAAGACACUUUCUGUGUUGGUCUCUUUUAUAUUUUAUUUAAAUCGUCGUUCUUGUUAUAGUAAAACGUAAUAAUUAGUUAGUGAAGUCAGCAAUAAAUUUUAUACUUCAACUGUGCCUUUCCUAUUUCUAAUAUAAUAUUAUUAGCUUGUGAAAUCGAUGGAAGAUAGACUCCAAACUUGAUGUAUUUUGUAGAGGUGACAUUAUAGAUGAUUAUUCGAUGUUACCGUACCUGUUAACUUUCUUAAUUUUUUAAAAUUGUACGAAAUUAUAAAGAGAUGACUUCUAAAAAUCCGACUUUAGCAUUCCGAAUUUUACCGUCACUUCGAUAUCUUCAACAAUAAUAGAUAUCUAGUAUUCUAAAUAUUAGUCGUUGCCACGAUAAGAUGUACUCAUAAGUUGUUGCGUUUAGUAACAGUCUUACAAUGUAAGCGGUAAGAUUUUUUUUCCUUUUUUGAUCAAAGAAUAUUAAAAAUUGAUAUAAAAUUAGAUAUAAAUAAUAAAAACUGUAAAAAAAUCGCAAAUUUCAUGUCCCUAAAUCGAUUAAUGAUUAAAAAAUUCUUAAAACUUUUUGUUGUUGUAUUUGGGUUUUUUCUGUGACGUAGUUUUUGAGAGAAUUUACAGCAUUAAGUGUACUUUUUAUCGUGUCAACGAGGCAUUAAAAAUUAGUACAAAAAAUAACUAGGUAAUUUUUUCCACUUAAAACCUAAUGUCUUCCACCAUCACCUGGUUUUUAAAUUUUUCUAUCUCAUCACAAAUUUAAUAGACACAUUAUGUGGAAAAUAGCUCUUGAUUUAAUCGAAAUUACCAGAAUAUGUAAAAUUCAUUGUCAAGCAAAAAGAAUUGAUUAAAUGGAAUUUAGUAAAACUAAGAAUAGUAUUUUCGUGAUAAAAGCACGUGAUAAAAUGUUUAAUUGUUUUUCGGAACUGACUAUAUGUUAAUUUUAAGUGGUAUGAACAAUGUUCAUUAUUUGAGUACACCUGUUAAAAUUUAGCUGGUGAUCUGUCAAGUUAAGAGAAUU
This is a messenger RNA of Pararge aegeria (speckled wood butterfly), 8933 nucleotides long. It is a transcript of the gene Ca-alpha1T, whose product is annotated as voltage-dependent T-type calcium channel subunit alpha-1G-like. The transcript has 35 exons. NCBI's taxonomy places the organism in Eukaryota, Metazoa, Arthropoda, Insecta, Lepidoptera, Nymphalidae. Gene Ontology annotation, cellular component: neuron projection; voltage-gated sodium channel complex; voltage-gated calcium channel complex. Gene Ontology annotation, molecular function: low voltage-gated calcium channel activity; voltage-gated sodium channel activity. Bases 14 to 6700 code for a protein of 2228 amino acids. Gene Ontology annotation, biological process: membrane depolarization during action potential; calcium ion transmembrane transport; neuronal action potential. The record is from RefSeq and is a predicted model, not a curated record.